AUGGCACUGCGGGAGGGGGUGGUGCUCAAGGGGGCGAUGGCGCUCUUUGCCAUGUCGCUUCUCGUCCUCCUCCAGGUGAAGAGGAGCAUCGAUACUCAGGCUCCCCGCACACAGCUCGUUCAACAGGAAGAGAACUGGGACGAAGGUUAUCUGCAUGACAUGAUUCAACAGAACCAGGGGCAGGUCGGUGAUCAGUCCAAGAUGGACAGAAUCAACUCCUUGCUCACAAAAGCAGUGACUCUGAUGAAUGGUCUCAAGCGUCAAGACCGUCCGCAGUUGAACGAGGCACAGCAGGAGGGAGCGGCACCUGAGCAGCCCAAGGAGGUCGUGUACGUCGAGCAGCCGAAGUGGGAGCUCAAUGAACCAUCCAAGGAGAGGCUGAGGAAGUAUGCGAUGAUGGAGAAGCAGUCGGAGCUGCCUGCUUGCUUCAAGCUCAACAAGUUCUCGGAUGAAGAGGUUGCGCUUGCGAAGAGAAGGUUGGAAGAGGCCACGCACAAUCUGGCGCUGGAGUAUCCAAACUGGUCGCACGACCAACUCAUUGGGGGGAAAGGGCAGGAUGGAGUAUGGCGCUACGAUCGUGGACCUCCCUACGUGCAGCGGCUCACCAUGUUCUCAGGCCCGGGGGUGAACUCAGUUGGGAAUGGAAACCUUGUUCGCAAGAUUCUUGGACUGAAGCUUGCGUUUGGUGGGUCGUGCGACCUGCGUUCAUGCCAACGUGGAAUGCAAGGGAACAGCUAUAUCGGGGACUUUGACGGGGCGCAGUUCCGCUUCUUCUAUCGCAAUGCAUGCUCUACCCUCGUGAUCCCUCCUCUCUCUAAUGGUGCUGGGCCUGUCUUGGACGACAAGGGCGUCUACAGGCUAUAUCGUUACCUGAAGGAAGGUUAUAACACGCUGGUAGUGUGCGGAGGGACAUCUUCAAUCUUGUUCAUCAAUCAGAACAUCGCUAGCGUCGAUGGUGGGUUUGAGCUUGAGCCGGGAUGGGUCGACGGCCCUUACGAGGCUCAGUCUGCGCAGAGGGCCAACACUCCUUUUGCUGCUCUUCCUGUCUCUCUGCCUGGUCCGGAGACCUCCGUCACUGGCGUCCAGCUCUCCUCCCUCCCCCCGAACGCCAUCAGCUACUACGAGGCUGAGGACGUGUCGGUAGUUUUCGAGAUCCCCAUGGGACAGGGGAGGAUCAUUUACCUCGGUUACGAUUAUUCCGAGCCCAUCAUCCCCUGGGUGCAUACCCUCACUGCCGCCACCAUGUUCAACGAUUGGGACUUCAAAGGGCCUGCUCCAUGA
Molecule: messenger RNA, 1281 nt
Organism: Guillardia theta CCMP2712
Lineage: Eukaryota; Cryptophyceae; Pyrenomonadales; Geminigeraceae
Exons: 2
Coding region: 1-1281 (426 amino acids)
Source: RefSeq, a predicted model, not a curated record